This is a messenger RNA of Cynara cardunculus var. scolymus (artichoke), 414 nucleotides long. RefSeq names its product glycine-rich protein 2-like. NCBI's taxonomy places the organism in Eukaryota, Viridiplantae, Streptophyta, Magnoliopsida, Asterales, Asteraceae. The coding region runs from base 1 to 414 and encodes 137 amino acids. The transcript has a single exon. The record is from RefSeq and is a predicted model, not a curated record.
AUGUUGGCGACAGUAGGUGGAGGGAGUGGAGGCACGUCGACGGCUGGAGGCGGCGAUGUGGGUGAAACGACGGCGGCUGGUGGCAGAGACGGCGGUGUGGGUGAAACAACGGCGGCUGGUGGUGGAGACGGCGGUCGCCUCGUUGGUUUCUUAGCCCUAGGCGAUGAAUCUGCUAUGAGUUGCGUGACCAGUCGUGGUCUGGGCGGUGAUGGUGAGCAUGGGGGAGAUGAUGAAGGGUUGUUGGCUACGAGGUCCACCCAUUCGGGCUCGCUCGUUUGUCGUGAAGCAGAGGCAGCGGCUCGCCGGCGGUUGCUCCUUCGUACCGGCGGUGGGGGUGGGUCACGGAUGACAGGCUUCUUUGAACGGGCCAUGAUUGUUGCAAUAGACAGUAAGUUAGAGGGAGUGAUAAGAUGA